Molecule: messenger RNA, 1809 nt
Organism: Calypte anna (Anna's hummingbird)
Lineage: Eukaryota; Metazoa; Chordata; Aves; Apodiformes; Trochilidae
Gene: S1PR4
Product: sphingosine-1-phosphate receptor 4
Exons: 3
Coding region: 351-1577 (408 amino acids)
Biological process (GO): G protein-coupled receptor signaling pathway
Cellular component (GO): membrane
Molecular function (GO): sphingosine-1-phosphate receptor activity
Source: RefSeq, a predicted model, not a curated record
CAGCCUAGAGAGGGAACAGAGAAAAAGCAGAGAGCAGGAGACACAACUCCUGCUGUGAGCCUGAGUUACAAGGUAGAAAUCUUACUUAUUUUGCACAAAGAGCCCUCCCUACUACCUACUCUGUGCUGGGCCUUGGAGAAGCAGCUGCUGAACCUCCCUCUGGCAGCAAGAGCCUUGUGCCCAUCAUGGCAGUGCCGUGGGGCUGGCAGACAGGACUCUGACCCCCAUCUCACGUGUCACAGGGCUCAGAGCUGUCCCCAGCCCUGGAGCAGAGGUUCUGCUCUGCUCCCAGCUCUACAUCAACCCUUGGCUUGUCGUGCAUCCCUUGGCUGCCCACCCAGGCUCAGAAGAUGGAUGGUACAGAGCUCAGCUGGCUGGCGAAUCGCUCCCUUCCCCUUCCACUCAGUUCUGCUCAGUAUCCUCAGCUCAGACUUGACUUGCUCGACAGGAAAGGCUCCUGCCUGCAGCUGGCUGCCACGAGGAACGUGAACCUCAUCUUGCAGCACUACAACUUCACAGGCAAACUGACCAACAGGCAGCCUGGAGAGGAGGGCAUGGGCCUGCUCCGCAUAACCUUUGUCACCAUCAGCUGUGUCAUCAUCCUGGAGAACCUCCUGGUGCUGCUGGCCAUCCUGCGGGGGCUGCGAGCCCGGCGCUGGGUCUACUCCUGCAUCGCAAGCAUCACGGUGAGCGACCUGCUGGCGGGCACUGCCUACCUGUGCAACCUCUGCCUCUCGGGCAAGAAGACCUUCCAGCUCUCCCCUCAGCUCUGGUUCCUGCGGGAGGGCAUCCUCUUCGUCGCCCUGGCUGCCUCCACCUUCAGCUUGCUGGUGACAGCCAUCGAGAGGUACAGUGCCAUGGUGAGGCCCAUCGCUGAGAACGAAGCCAGCAAGACCCGGCGCCUGCGCGGCCUCCUCGUCUCCUGCUGGCUGCUGGCGCUGGUCAUCGGGCUGCUCCCGCUCCUGGGAUGGAACUGCCUCUGUGACUUCCACGCCUGCUCCCUCCUCCUGCCUCUCUACUCCAAGAACUACAUCCUCUUCUCCGUAGUCAUGUUCAGCAUCAUCCUCCUGGGCAUUAUCGGCCUCUACAUCUCCAUCUUCCAGCUGGUCCAGAUCAGCUCCAAACAAACCAGUUCCCGUCACGGCCGCAAAAGGUCCCUGCGCUUGCUCAAGACCGUGCUGAUGAUCCUGGGUGCCUUCAUCCUCUGCUGGAGCCCUCUCUUUGUCCUGCUGCUCUUCGAUGUCUUCUGCGAGGCCCGGACCUGCACACACCUCCGCAGCCUGGACUGGACCCUGGCUCUGGCCAUGCUCAACUCAGGAGUCAACCCCAUCAUUUACUCCCUGCGCAGCGUGGAGGUUCGCCGGGCCGUGGGAAACCUCCUGUGCUGCUGCUGCCUCAGGCUGGGGCUUUGUGAGCCCGGGAGCUGCGUGGUCAUCCCGGACAUCAACUCUGGGUCCUCCACAGAGAGCUCCCUGCGGUACCGGGACAGCUUCCACGGCUCCGUGGCGCUGAACCCCCGGCCCAGGGCACCUCUCUCCAGCAACUCCAGCGUGGUGAGCAACCUCCCCAGCUUCUGAGAGGCCACGGGGAGAGCUAGAGAUGUCAGGGGACUCCAUCCUGAUGUUCCUGCUCGGGGAGAAUCCUUGGUAUGCCCACGAGCACCUGCACUGCUCACUGCCAGACUGGGAUGCUGCUUCGUGUGGGACAAGCACAGCUCCUAGGAUGAGGAGGAAGGAUAUGGACACUUUUUGGAAUUGUUUCCCACCCAAACACUGCUGAGGAGAAGCUUCCCCAGCAGGAGGUGCUGAG